Molecule: messenger RNA, 580 nt
Organism: Symsagittifera roscoffensis
Lineage: Eukaryota; Metazoa; Xenacoelomorpha; Acoela; Convolutidae
Product: ATP-dependent RNA helicase A-like
Exons: 3
Coding region: 14-580 (188 amino acids)
Source: RefSeq, a predicted model, not a curated record
CUCUAAAGACGGAAUGACAUUUCCAUCGCCGUUUUUCGUGUUUGGGGAGAAAUUGCGAACAAGGGCUGUUACGGCGCACCAGAUGACAAUGGUGAGUGCGCUGCAGUUGUUGUUGUUCGGAAGUCGGUCUGUGAGUUCGGAGAGAAGAAUUGACCCGCAAGAUGGAACUGAGAAGCAAAUGGUCCGUCUGGACGAUUGGAUCAAUCUGGAUCUGGACCACAAAAGCGCAGCCUCAGUAGUCGCCCUUCGCCCGAUCAUUGAAGACUUCAUCAUGCGAUUCACAAGCGAACCCGAGAGAGCACUGCAGAUGGCAGACAGUGAUGUCACUCUGAAACACGUGAUCAGAAGUCUGUCUACGGCAGAUAGUGUGUUGCUGGAAAGGGGAGGGGCGAGUGGGGGUGGUGCAAUUAAAAGGCCGAUGAUGCAGUCGCCAUUGGGGGGAGGAUAUGGACAGUACGGGCCUUCGCCUCCCAAGGCUACUAUGAUGGAAAGCAGUUACAACAGUGGCGGUGCAAAUCAAAGUUAUGGCGGCUACGGAGAGCCCAGUAGAGGUCAGCAUUUAUGUAGUACUGGCGUGUAA